Messenger RNA from Falco peregrinus (peregrine falcon), 3531 nucleotides. It is a transcript of the gene IGFBP4, whose product is annotated as insulin like growth factor binding protein 4. The coding region runs from base 252 to 1049 and encodes 265 amino acids. Gene Ontology annotation, cellular component: extracellular region. The record is from RefSeq and is a predicted model, not a curated record. Lineage: Eukaryota; Metazoa; Chordata; Aves; Falconiformes; Falconidae. The transcript has 4 exons. Gene Ontology annotation, biological process: regulation of insulin-like growth factor receptor signaling pathway. Gene Ontology annotation, molecular function: insulin-like growth factor II binding; insulin-like growth factor I binding.
UGCCCGGUGCCGGCACUGCCCCGCCGGUGCUGAAACCCUCCCCGGUGCUGAAACGGGCGGGCGGCGGCGGGAAGCGACUCUCCCCGGUGCCUCUCCCGGUGGCGGCGGGGGCGGCCCCGCCGGUGGCCCCGGUGGCGGCGGCGGGAGGUGUGGCCAGGGGCCGCAUAAAGCCUCCGCCGCCCGGCGCCGCCGCCAGCCCAGCGCCGCCAGCCGCGGGCCGGAGCGCGGGCGCGGAGCGGUGCGGAGCCGCCAUGCGCGCUCUGCCCGCGCUGCCUCCGCUGCCCGCGCUGCUCCCGCUGCUCCCACUGCUGCUGCUGGUGCUGGCGGCGGCGCCGGGCGGCGGCGAGGAGGCGAUCCAGUGCCCGCCGUGCUCGGAGGAGCGGCUGGCGCGCUGCAAGGCACCGCAGGGCUGCGCGGAGCUGGUGCGGGAGCCGGGUUGCGGCUGCUGCGCAACUUGCGCCCUCGGCCGCGGUACCGCCUGCGGCGUCUACACCGCCCGCUGCGGCGCCGGGCUGCGGUGCUACCCCCCCCGCGGCGUGCCCCGGCCCCUGCACACCCUCAUGCACGGCCAGGGUGUCUGCACCGACCUGGCCGACGUCGAGGCCAUCCAGGAGAGCCUCCACCCCCCAGAGAAGGAGGAGAUCGACCACCCCAACAACAGCUUCAGCCCCUGCAGCAUCCAUGACCGCAAGUGCUUGCAGAAGCAGCAGGCGAAGCGGGUCAACAACGGCAACAAGAUGCGCAACAGCGGCAGCCCGUACCACCGUGAGGAGACGCGGCCCAUAGCACAGGGCUCGUGCCAGAGUGAGCUGCACCGGGCGCUGGAGCGGCUGGCGGCCUCGCAGACCCGCACGCACGAGGACCUGUACGUCAUCCCCAUCCCCAACUGUGACCGCAACGGCAACUUCCACCCCAAGCAGUGUCACCCGGCGCUGGAUGGGCAGCGGGGCAAGUGCUGGUGCGUGGACCGCAAGACGGGUGUGAAGCUGCCGGGCUUCCUGGAGCUGAAGGGGGACUUGGACUGUCACCAGCUGGCAGACAGCAUGUGAGCACGACCGCGGCGGCCCUGUGCCAUGCUGCGGCCGGGACACCUGCCAGGGCUGUGGAGGAGAGGAGGAGAGGGGACGUGACUGCCCAGCAGCUCCCUGGUGCUUGGGCACCCAGCGUGCGCCCCGGAUUGCCGCAGUGCUCUGCACCGCAGGCUGCCCAGGGCACGGGGCACCGCGACCUGUGCUGUGACCACUAGCUGCCACCUCGGAGGGGUCCCCGGCACGCGCUAGCAGCACCUCCAUCCCGCACGGACACUUGCUUGGACAGAUGCUGCCCUGGGGAUGGUGCUGGGCUGCCUGGGUGGAGCGAGCAGAGCACCCACGAUGCUGCUGCCCCUGGGUGCUGCUCCCGCUGCUGCCCACCCACCCCGUGGUGCCCCCCUGGCUUUUGCCCUGGUCCCUCCGCGCUGCAGCAGGGCCAGGGGACACGGAACCCGGUGGUUGUGGCCGAGGCUUCAUCUGCUGCCCCGGACCAGCCUGGCCCCACAGGCAGCCGUGGCCAUGCCAGUGCCUCGUGGGGUGCCGCAGCAGCCCCCCUGCCCGCAGCGUGUUGCCGUCCACACCAGAGCUCUGCAUGUGGCAGCAGAAGUGCCUCAUCCUGCCCUCCCCGGCAUCGGGAGGCUGCCCAGGCGAGGACUGGGGGGGCCCAGGAGCCCACCAUCUGCCUGGGACCCUGCCUGCCUCCCCCUCCCCCAAAGGUGUGCAUGCAAUGGGCAUCGCAGCCGCACAGAGCAAUACGAGACCCCCCCUCACUGCUGCAGCCCUCAGCCCCCCGGCCUGGGAACCGCCUGCCCCACAGUCCAGCCCCAUCCCGCUCUCCCUGCCUGGGGACAAAGUUGGCUCCAUCUCCCCCUGCCCCAUCCCCAGCCACCGGCCCCGGGCGAGGGGGUCGGGCACCCCCAUGUGUGCAGGGCUGUGUCCUCCCAGGCGCUGGGGAUGAGGGGUGGGGGAUGAGGGAUGCCCAGGAGAUGCCUCCCAGCAGGGUGGGCUUCGUUUGUUCGUUUGCUUGUUGUGGUUUUUUCUUCCCCAAAGAUUUUUAAUAUUUAAAAAAUGGUGGUGGUGGUAUCUUAAAACUGACCAUGUGGCCCCUGAGGCUGAAAUCCUCCAUCUUCGUGGGACGGGGCACCGCCGGCAAUGGGUUUUGUCUUCUCUUCUUCCAACUUGGCCAAUGUGACAAAACCGGGAUGAAUUUCUGGAACAUCUCAGCAACAGGAUCUGCAGAUUUCGCCAGCACAAAGUUCGCAGCUGAGAAAUUGUCACUAUUUUUGUAGCUAUUUUUUUUCUUUUUUUUUUUUUUUUUUUUUCAAAGUAGGCUGGAAAUUUUUCACCUAAAUGUCUUUUAGGUGAGAAAUAGCCAUGCUGGCUGCCAUGGCAAGUGUGCCAAAGACAGAGGGGAUUUUGCUGAUCCCCACCCCCUGACCCACCCCCUGGCUCCAUGGCCUCAGUGGGAAGUUUUGGUUUUCCGUGUGGAUUCGCCCUGGCCAUGCCAAGGCCCCUGGUGUGAACGAAAUGUUUCAGUUUUAGUGAAACACCAUUGUGUCCCCCUGGUCCCUGGCAGCUUCCCGGCACGGCACGGCAUGGCACGGCAUGGCAUGGCAUGUCAGCUCCCCAGCACUUGCAGGGAUGUUCUCAUCUGUCUCAGUGGGCGUGCGGGUGGGAAUGGGGGUGCAAGUGCUGCCCGCCUCGCCUGGCUUCUCAUCUGGGUGCCAGUGUCCCCGUGCCACGUCCCCUGUCCCCAGGUGCAUGUGUCCUGGCAUGGCUCAGCAUCUCACCGGGCUGCUGCUGAACCCUCCUGCCUGCCCUGGCCCACUGCUGGAGCCGGUGCCCACCCCGGUGCCCACCUGGCUGGCUGCGCGGUGCCGCACUGGAGGCUGCACACAGCUUCUAACCGGAGUCAAUUUGCCAGGAUGGUCCUUGGUGGGGCUGGGGGUCUCUGCCCCUGCCAGCCCCCCGGCCCCCCAGUGCCACCCUGCGAAGGGUGGGUUUCCUGGGGCGCAGGGAGGUGCUGCUGGGGAACAUGGCUGGUCACAGUGCUGGUGCCACGUGGCUACGCUGGCAGCACCGCGGUGGGGUGCGGGGUCUGGUGGCAGCCUCAGCCUGGUGGUCUCAGCCACCCAGACCCUCCCCACAUGUGGCUCGGGCAGCGCUGGCAGAUCCAGCAGAGCCUCUCCUGGGUUUGGGGUGACCAGGCAGGGAUCAGGGAAGCCGGCACCCGCCAGGGCACCUUCUGUGCCCCGCUCUGAGGGCUCCAGCGUUUUGUAUCAUCUCUCCUGUAGUUUAAGGCUGUAUUUACACAUGAUCAUAUACCAGCAUAAGGCUCCCCAACCCCAGUGGCGUUUUUCCACACUGAUGUGAUUUCUGUCAGUUCCUCCUGGGCCAAGCCCACCCCUUCGGACUCCCAUGUAGCACCGACCCUCUUUUACAGUAAACUUGAACCUUUGUAUUGUCAAAAAAAAAAAAAAAAGGUAAUUACUGUAUUUAA